AUGGAUGAGGAAGAGCUGAAGGCUGAGCAGCGAGUGCUGUUGGAUGUGCUGACAGCGUACUACCACUAUGAGGACUUUGCGCGCAGAGACAUCGUGCUGAGCAAGAGAGCCAAAUACGAGUCGCUCACUUUCGAAGAGCAGCAGUUGCUGCCCUGGUUUCACGACUACCUUGCGAACCUGGAGAUGUGUGUUCGAAUGAAUGGUGAGUUCAUGCGCCAGGUUGCCGUCACCGUGGCUCCUUCAUGGGGCAUUGUGUCUAGUCCCGAUACGUGGGGCAGCGCUCAGUAUCAAGACUAUGAUAAGGUGCGCUAUGUCAUGAAGCAGAUCGUGAGGGAGUGGUCCAGCGAAGGCUGUGAGGAGAGGUGUACUGGGCUAGAGAGAAUAAUGGGUGUUCUGGGUCGAGAGUUCCCUGAUUUCGAGCAGAGGUCAAAGGCACGGGUUCUCGUGCCAGGAGCCGGGCUUGGUAGGCUCAACCAUGAGCUUGUGAAGAUGGGCUUCUGGUGCCAGGGAAAUGAGUUCAGCUACCAUAUGCUUCUGGCGUCCAACUACAUCUUGAACUGCACGCGUAUGGCGAAUGAACACUCGAUCUUCCCCUUCAUUCAUUCGACUUCUAACCAAUACUCAAGGAGUUUACAGACGAGGCCCAUCUUCUUCCCAGACGCACACCCUCUCACAGAGCUGCAAAUGAUACAGAAAGACCAUCCAACUACCGACUUUGCAGACCUCAUGUCCAUUGCCUCAGGCUCGUUCACUGAUCUGUACGGCCCAGAAGAUCUCUCGGAGUCGCAGACGUACUCCAAGGAGAAGUUUGCCAUGGAGUUCCGCCAGGAGAAUGCGAACUCCUUUGAUUGUGUCGUUACACAUUUCUUCAUUGAUACGUCCUCUAAUGUCAUUGAAUACUUGAAGACGUUGAACCAUUGUCUCAAGCCAGGUGCGCUCUGGAUCAAUUAUGGCCCAUUGCUGUGGCAUUAUGAGGACGAUGGCGCAGUGUAUGAGAUCAAGCAUCCAGAUCAGACUGUUCACAAUGCCCCUGUGAGGGGGUUGGAGCUGUCUGCAGAGGACUUGCUAUCGCUCUCGUCCAACUGGUUCGAAUUGAUACACCGGGAAAGUGGCAUUGAAAGUGGGUACUCCUCCGACGUAAGAGCAAUGGGAGGUUAUAAGUAUAGAUGUGAAUUCUGGGUACUAAAGAAGAAAUUACAAUCCUGA
Messenger RNA from Williopsis jadinii, 1206 nucleotides. Its product is annotated as S-adenosylmethionine-dependent methyltransferase. NCBI's taxonomy places the organism in Eukaryota, Fungi, Ascomycota, Saccharomycetes, Phaffomycetales, Wickerhamomycetaceae. The record is from RefSeq and is a predicted model, not a curated record. Bases 1 to 1206 code for a protein of 401 amino acids. The transcript has 2 exons. Gene Ontology annotation, molecular function: S-adenosylmethionine-dependent methyltransferase activity.